AUGGGAGAUAAUAAAUUAACGUUAUUAACUAAUCCUUGGGAUACAUUGUCCACAGUAACUACAUUUGACAGGGGUAAUAAUGUAAAAUCUACAAUAUGUUUGGAUAAUGAAAGUAAACAAAAUAAUGGACAAACUGUAAGCAUAAUUACAACCUCUACUAGUCUUUUAAUUGAAUCACUUAUUCAACAACUGUGUGUAUUAUUUGAAGAGGAUUUGGUAUGCAGAAAUAAAUUAUAUUUUGCUAUUUGCGAUAAACUUCACGAAUUAAAACUAAUUGAUAGUUCAUACAAUAUGAUAGAAUUGGAGCCAUUAAGAGAUCAAUAUCAGCAAGCACUGUAUCAUUUGUUUACAGUUACACGUGCAACGUUUGGUUGCCAAAAUAUAUCACAGAUUUCUAGACCUCUAAUGACAGAAUGGUCCAGGUAUCGUAGAGACUUCCAAGAAAUAACUUUUAUUGCAGCUGGUGGAUUUGGUAAUGUCUUUAAAGCAUUACAUCGUCUUGAUGGUAUAGAAUAUGCUAUUAAAAAAAUAAUAGUACGUUCUGGUCGAAUUAAAAAUAUAUUGCAACAUCUUGAAGAAGUGAAAACUCUUGCUAAAUUAAAUCACACCAAUAUAGUUUCAUAUAAAGGUGCAUGGAUAGAACCAAUAUUACCUUCUACUUUUAUACCAUGUUUAAUAUCCUCAAAUCACACACAGACCAAAUUAAGUUCUAUAGAACAUAGAAAAGGAAGUGGAUACAAGUCAUGUAUAAAUCAAAUAUUUAACUCACAAAGUCAACAGAGUAUUGAAGUAAAUGUUAAGAGCAGUCAAAGUCUAAAAGAAAGCAAUGAAGAGGACAUGUUGUCACAAUAUAGUAAACAGAUAAAAUAUAGAUUUGAAGAAGAAGUGGUAGAACAAAAUAUUAAAAGUGAUACAGAGAAAAGUAAUUCAAAUAGUAUAACUUUUAGAAGCAAUGCUGAACAUCAAAGUAAUAAAACAGAAAAUAAUACAAAUUAUUCUGAUGGAAGUAAUUCAUACAAAGAAUGCAGUAAGAAUAAGAGCCUGUUACCAUAUAUACCUCAAAUGAGUGAGAAAUACACAACCUUGUAUAUUCAAAUGGCCCUUUGUGAGAAAACACUUCAACAAUGGCUUGAUGAAAGAAUGGAGAUGACACCACAGGCAAUGAUCAUUGCAAUAUUAACACAAAUUCUGUGUGGUUUAGAUUAUAUACAUUCUCGUGGAAUUGUGCAUCAUGAUAUAAAGCCAAGCAACAUAUUCAUUUCCACAUCAGGACAGUUACAAAUACAGUUAGGAGAUUUUGGUUUAGCUUGUCCAUUACAGAGAGAAAAUCAUCAUUCAAUACUUGGAACACAUAUGUAUGCAGCACCAGAACAACUACAAGGAAAAUGUGAUCCUAAGAGUGAUAUAUAUAGCCUUGGCAUAGUACUUUUAGAGUUGUUGGUACCUACGAGAACUCAUAUGGAAAGGAUUGAAAUAAUUAAUAGUUUGAGAAAAGGACAAAUACCAACAACAUUAACUGCCACUUAUCCUAAAUGGGCACAUAUAGUAAGUCAAUUAGUUCAAGAAGACCCUGAGAAACGGCCAUCAACAAAUCAAUUGUUACAAGAAUUAAACGAAGAUAAAGAUAUGAUUAUAGCACAUUUAAAAAAUGAUAUUACUGAAAAAAAUGAUCUCAUAAAAAAGUUACAAGAAAAAAUAUUAUUAUUGGAAGAACGAAUCGAUAAACGUAAUAUAUCGUUACGUGAUAUAUAA
This is a messenger RNA of Eufriesea mexicana, 1752 nucleotides long. Its product is annotated as eukaryotic translation initiation factor 2-alpha kinase 1. Bases 1 to 1752 code for a protein of 583 amino acids. The record is from RefSeq and is a predicted model, not a curated record. Lineage: Eukaryota; Metazoa; Arthropoda; Insecta; Hymenoptera; Apidae. Gene Ontology annotation, molecular function: ATP binding; eukaryotic translation initiation factor 2alpha kinase activity. Gene Ontology annotation, biological process: regulation of translational initiation by eIF2 alpha phosphorylation. Gene Ontology annotation, cellular component: nucleus; cytoplasm. The transcript has 9 exons.